Sparassis crispa is the source of this 2919-nucleotide messenger RNA. RefSeq lists its product as hypothetical. The record is from RefSeq and is a predicted model, not a curated record. The transcript has 7 exons. The coding region runs from base 1 to 2919 and encodes 972 amino acids. Lineage: Eukaryota; Fungi; Basidiomycota; Agaricomycetes; Polyporales; Sparassidaceae.
AUGGCACCUCCCAAACGCGUCAUAUCUCCUGCAUCGCCUUCAGGAUCAUCCGGGAAGAAAGUUCGUGCCCUCCCAGGCGGUGCUGAAUUUGAGACACAGCCACCCGAUGAUCAGGGGUUAUCCUCCGUGAGCGGAGAGGCAGUAGGAGAACCUGCUGCUGUUGAAGACAUUGUUGUCGGUGGAAGCACUCACCUGGCUGCACCAUUGGCGGGCGGGCGUGGGUUGGAAGAUGCUCCUCAGGCUGGGCUGGCGGAAGUGGAGUAUGUGGAUGAUCCUUUCUCCGACGAGCAACAUGCGACUUGGGAUGCAAGGGUAAUGGUGGUCGUCCGCAAGGAGGGUAUCUCUCCACAGGUCUUCCCUCUCACGGUUGCUGCUAAUCUCCUGCAAAUUAUUCUUCGCGACAUCAAGACAUUUGUCAAACCUGCGCUACUGGAUCGUGACGAAAUCCUUGAGCUUCUACUCAAAUAUCGAGACACGAUGCUACCCGCGUUAGAGCAAGCCCUUCGAAUGGGACGGUUCGCUGCUGUACGCCAUAUGGUGCUUCUCCCUGCAGGCGCAAUAUCGCCGUCGUCUGAGAGAACCGGGUCUGAUAUCAAUUAUACUCCAUCAUCGGGACUGAUAAUGCCUCCACGACGGCAGGCUCAAACUCAGAUGUCUAUCGCAGACAUGGAGAGUGCUAUCCUCAAAUUUGAAGAGAAAAUAUAUCCUGAACUGAAACGAUACGUCAUGGGCAAGCACCCCACAUUUAAUCCUCCAUCCUCGGCAGUGAAGGACAGCACCCUGUUCAUAGAUGGUAUGGGAGGUAUGUCUGAGAAGGACCCUGCCGUGCGACAAAGAGUCGAGAGUCUCUUUGGUGAAACUGAGGAGGGUGAAAAUCGUCACUUCUUGUUCAAUACUUCUGGUACCGGAAAGACUACGCUGCUUAUUGAAGGCUUGUGCCGCUACUGGGGUCUAUAUGUGGUGUCAUGCUAUGACCAAAAGCAUCCCUUGGGAUCCGAAGAUGUCGAUACUGCAUGGAAAUUUCUUCAAUCCGAUCCUGGAUUCACUCCUAAGGUACCCCUCACACCGACCAAGAACGAUGCAUUGGCAAAUAAUGUCAAGAUCGCUGCGCGAACAUUCCGCUUGGUCUUGCUCGCACGCUUGAGCAUCUUCGAUUUCUUCCUCCGUUGCGCUCCACUGCGUAUCAACGAGGCGGAGUUGCGACGCCGGUGGGUGUACCUUCAACUUCGACCUUCUGGCCUAUUCCGAAAAAUGGACAUCUUCGAUGAAUUAUUCCAAGCGAUACAUACAGUUCAAGACGACAAUGCGGUGGCACUUAGAAUCUACAACUUAGAGAAAGCUAUUCGCGAUGAUGUCCAUGUCGGUUCUCUCUUCUUUGCACUUGACGAAGCCCAGGUCGCGUCGCAGAGGGGAACAGAGGCUUUCUGUUCAUCAACGUCUGGCGGCGGGCAUGGAAGUGUGCUGGGCGAGAUGUGCAAUGCUUGGUCCGACUUCUCUAAGGCUAUGAUUAUCUCUGGGACAGGUCUUCCGCUAGAGCUCGUCGUCACGAACUUGAUCACAUCCGCGACGGGAAAGCAAAUAAUGUGGCCGAAGCUUUUUUCAGAUACCGGAUUUUUCGACGACGAGGACCGUAUGCGAAGUUACAUCAUCGACCGGGUUUGGCCCAACCGCGAAUUGACCGAUACUCAAGACCAAAUUUUGAAGCGUGCUUGGCGCUGGCUCCGGGGAAGACACCGGUGGACCGCUGGGUACACAUUACUCCUGCAAAGGAUGGGCGUCACAUCCGCGAACAAGAUUCUAGACGCCUACAUCAAAGUCCUCACGGGUGGUUUUGAGGCGACGGACGGGAAGGCCCUCGCGAGAAACGAGCCUGACACCGACGUGAUCAAGGUUACCGUCUUUUCGAAGAUCGAUUUCUCCUCACUGCGGGAUCCGCGGAACAUCAGACUCGAGGGGCUAAUCUUCAGAGCCGUUAUGAACGUGGUCGUGCGGAACCGGCCGCACAUGUUCUUUACAGAGUUCGUCGACGCUGUCUCCCUUGGCUUUGCUCGCGUGACGCCAGAAAAGGGUCCUGUCGAUUUCACAGGCAAAACCGAGUCGGUCAAGCAAUUACCCCAGCGCAUCGACGAGCCUCUUGUCGUGGCGGCUGCACUGCGCUACUUCCUGUCUCGUCCUAGCCGUUCGAUGCGAGACUUCGUCGCAGGGCCCAUACGAGGUGUUGAAGAAGCAUCUACCCUCGGGUUCGCUGUGGAGAACGUCGUGACGAUCGCACUGGCUCGUGUUUUCAAGGAUGGCGCUGCGUCGUUGUGUGACGCCUUCACUCUGUGUAAGAGCAACGGACAGGCUUGGCUAUCGGAGCCAGUGCAUUUUGUUUCUAUCACAGGACGAACCACUGACGGCACGUUCCUCUUCGAAGACUCUGGUCUUGGUCGGCGUGCGGUCCCCUUGCUCGGCUACGAAGCCUCCGGCCCUGAGGAAGUCGAGGACUGGUUGAGAUGCGCGAAGAGUAUCUUCUGCUUUCCGGAUGCGACGAUGGGUCCUGAUAUCAUGUUCCUCGUGAGAUGCGGUGUUCAACUCGUUUGGGUGUUGGUCCAAGUGAAGUGUCUCGCAGUUGAAGCGCUUACCGCAGGGCAGACAAGUCUCCGCAAUGUUGAUCUCAGCAAGUUCUAUCGUGCAAGGGACGGACAACCAUACUCUCCCAAGUAUCGACAGGGUCUUACCGAGAAGACUCGCAAACUCAUGGACAUCCCCGGUACUCCAGUGGUGCGAUUGGCGGUGUCGUUCCCCGCUGAGCCGCACGCGGGCAUUCUGGAGGAAGCAGGGUCAGCAGAAGAAAUCGUUGCGACGUUCGAUAAGUUGGUGGAAGAUGUGGAGUUUAGCGAGGCGUUGGCGAUCUUGAGCGCGUACAUGCCGAAGUAG